This is a messenger RNA of Colletotrichum tamarilloi, 1383 nucleotides long. Its product is annotated as translation elongation factor EF-1 alpha. Lineage: Eukaryota; Fungi; Ascomycota; Sordariomycetes; Glomerellales; Glomerellaceae. The transcript is spliced from 4 exons. The record is from RefSeq and is a predicted model, not a curated record. Bases 1 to 1383 code for a protein of 460 amino acids. Gene Ontology annotation, biological process: translational elongation; translation. Gene Ontology annotation, molecular function: GTP binding; translation elongation factor activity; GTPase activity.
AUGGGUAAGGAAGAGAAGAACCACAUCAACGUCGUCGUUAUCGGCCACGUCGAUUCCGGCAAGUCGACCACCACUGGUCACUUGAUCUACCAGUGCGGUGGUAUCGACAAGCGUACCAUCGAGAAGUUCGAGAAGGAGGCUGCCGAACUCGGCAAGGGUUCCUUCAAGUACGCGUGGGUUCUUGACAAGCUCAAGGCCGAGCGUGAGCGUGGUAUCACCAUCGACAUUGCCCUCUGGAAGUUCGAGACUCCCAAGUACUAUGUCACCGUCAUUGACGCUCCCGGUCACCGUGAUUUCAUCAAGAACAUGAUUACCGGUACCUCCCAGGCCGACUGCGCUAUUCUCAUUAUCGCUGCCGGUGUUGGUGAGUUCGAGGCUGGUAUCUCCAAGGAUGGCCAGACCCGUGAGCACGCUCUGCUCGCCUACACCCUCGGUGUUAAGCAGCUCAUCGUCGCCAUCAACAAGAUGGACACCACCAAGUGGUCCGAGGCCCGUUACGAGGAGAUCAUCAAGGAGACCUCCGGUUUCAUCAAGAAGGUCGGCUACAACCCCAAGACCGUUGCCUUCGUCCCCAUCUCCGGCUUCCACGGCGACAACAUGCUUGCCCCCACCACCAACGCUCCCUGGUACAAGGGCUGGGAGAAGGAGACCAAGGCUGGCAAGUCCACCGGCAAGACCCUUCUUGAGGCCAUUGACGCCAUCGACACCCCCAAGCGUCCCACCGACAAGCCCCUCCGUCUUCCCCUCCAGGAUGUCUACAAGAUCGGUGGUAUUGGAACAGUGCCCGUCGGCCGUAUCGAGACUGGUGUCCUCAAGCCCGGCAUGGUCGUCACCUUCGCCCCUGCCAACGUCACCACUGAAGUCAAGUCCGUCGAGAUGCACCACGAGCAGCUUACUGAGGGUCUCCCCGGUGACAACGUUGGUUUCAACGUGAAGAACGUCUCCGUCAAGGAUAUCCGCCGUGGCAACGUCGCCGGUGACUCCAAGAACGACCCCCCUCUGGGUGCCGCUUCCUUCAACGCCCAGGUCAUCGUCCUUAACCACCCCGGUCAGGUCGGUGCUGGAUACGCCCCGGUUCUCGACUGCCACACUGCCCACAUUGCCUGCAAGUUCUCCGAGAUCCUCGAGAAGAUUGACAGACGUACCGGCAAGUCUGUUGAGAACAACCCCAAGUUCAUCAAGUCUGGUGACGCCGCCAUCGUCAAGAUGGUUCCCUCCAAGCCCAUGUGCGUUGAGGCCUUCACCGACUACCCCCCUCUGGGACGUUUCGCCGUCCGUGACAUGCGCCAGACCGUCGCCGUCGGUGUCAUCAAGUCCGUCGAGAAGUCCGCUGGCAACGCUGGCAAGGUCACCAAGUCCGCUGCCAAGGCUGGCAAGAAAUAA